Molecule: messenger RNA, 2565 nt
Organism: Chroicocephalus ridibundus (black-headed gull)
Lineage: Eukaryota; Metazoa; Chordata; Aves; Charadriiformes; Laridae
Gene: RHCE
Product: Rh blood group CcEe antigens
Exons: 12
Coding region: 1188-2411 (407 amino acids)
Biological process (GO): ammonium transmembrane transport; ammonium homeostasis
Cellular component (GO): plasma membrane
Molecular function (GO): ammonium channel activity
Source: RefSeq, a predicted model, not a curated record
GGCCGUCCCGCCGCUGCCGCCGCCCGGGGCUGCCUAGUCACGGCCGGGCACCGCCCCCUCCCUGUGUGGCCGCCGGUUCGAGGCCCGGGGCCGCGCUUUGGGCCUCCUCACACGGGGGCCGCUCCGCAGAGCGCCCGCCCCAAGGCCUUUAACCCACUUUGGACCGUGGAAACCGUGAGGAAACCGAUGGUGGCCUCCGAACCUGAGGGGAGGCCGGCCCCGGCCCCACAGCCCGCCCUUUGGCUGACAGGAGGGUGGUGGCAGCCAGGGCAGGCCGCGCCUCUCCGUCAUCCCUCGUCUUCUCUGGCCUCGCCCGGGGCUGGGCUGGGUGCCACGGGCCUGCCUCGCCUCUCUGGGGGAUAACGGGCCUCCCCGAGCAAGGGUCACGCUGAGCCUGCAGAGUGUGGGUGCGGAUAUGGCGUUAAAACAGGCGCGGAGGAAUGUAUGUGAGGCGGCUGGUCCCCAAGGCUGUGUCGAUGGGUCCGUUCGGCUGGCAGCGGAGCUCUGAUUUGAAAGUUAUUUUGUAUUUCACCUGUUCUGAGAUCACUGUCUGUCUGGGAGGGAGUUUAAGCUGGAAAUCUGAGUAUCAGCACUUAGAGUGUAGCAUGUCAUCCUGAGGGAAAAACUUGGGUAAAUUCCUAGCUUUUGGUGUAUUUUCGCUGAGUGUUAAUGCCGACAGGGGAUUUGGUAACGAGUGUCAGAAGAAUUGUGUUCGUUUGAACAGGGCGAAAUGGUGGGAAGGGUUCUGGGUCGUUCUUACCCCGAGUACGAGUCCUAAGGGUUUGUCUUGCAGGGAACAGAUGAAAACUAAUUAGAUACAUUGCAUUUAUAUAUCACACAAAGACGCUGCGUCAGUUAGAUAAAUCUGUUUCUAAGUUGCUGUUACCUUUCUCUUAUCUAGAGAAAAUUUACCAGGCGUUCUGGUUCUGGCUGAAUUACCCCCAUGAUCACAGAAUUCCCGUGAGAAGGAGCAGAAUGUAGGUCUGGCUGAAGUCAGGGCAGCGCUCUGUACGUCUGGGAAAGUCCUUUAAAUGUUGUUUCUGAAAUGAGGCUGAUACGCAAGGCUCAACAGCAGCUGAAGUGGUGUGUGGAUGGUAUCCUGGCGCAUUACAGUAGUGACAGCUUGGUACGUCUGCGUUCAUGAGUACUUUUUGAGUUCAGUCUAUGUCAGUUGCGUCUAGUGCACGAUGUCUUCUAAUUACCGCAACUUCCGAAACAACGUGCCAUGGCUAAUCCUUUUUCUGGAAGCUGUCUUCAUCGUCCUCUUUUACUUUUUGUUCUCACAUGGUGAUGAAUCCAGAUCAACGGUCUCCUACGCCGCUUUUCAAGAUGUCAACCACAUGGUAAUUUUUGGAUUUGGCUUUUUCCUGACAUUUCUGAAAAGAUAUGGGUUUAGCAGCACUGGAUUCAACCUCCUGAUCGUCGUACUUGGUGUCCAAUGCUCUGUGCUGAUAGAAAAUUUAUUUUAUUUCCUUCUUGAAAUACCACAUGAAGAUGGUCUGAAAAGAAUAACAAAGGCUGCUGUGAGUAUAACUGCUGUGGUCAUCUCCACUGGAGCUGUUCUUGGGAAGACUAAUCCUGUGCAAUUAAUUCUGAUGACAGUUGUGGAGAUAAUAGUUUUCCAUAUGAGCAGAUGGAUCAACAGAAUGUACCUGCAGGUUCCAGAUGAUGUUGGCAUGAUGCAUGUUCACCUGUUUGGAGCUUACUUUGGUCUGGCAGUCUCCUCGUGCUUCCCUGAGCCGUCACCAAGGUCUGAGAAGAAUGCGAGUACCCCGAAGUCGGCUUUAUUGUCAAUGUUGGGCACUCUCUUUCUCUGGGUGUUCUGGCCAAGCUUCAAUUCUGUACUGUCUGAGGACAAAAAAUGGGAAGUAACCUACAACACCUACUUUGCCCUUGCUGUGAGCGCUGUGACUGCCUUUACGUUCUCUGCUAUGACCACAAAGGAUGGAAAAUUCAGAAUGGCUCACAUCCACAGUGCAGUACUAGCCGGUGGGGUCGCUGUUGGUUACGCAGCAAACAGAAUCCGGUAUCCUUGGAUCGCGAUGAUUUUGGGUCUGCUUGCCAGCGUGAUAACUGUAUUGGGAUCUUACUGCUUACAGAGAUGCCUGAAUCCUGCUCUCGAGAUUCAUGAUUCCUCUGGAGUUCAUUUCACUUUUGGCUUCCCUGCUGUCCUUGGAGCUCUUGCCCAGGUCGUGCUCUUAGUAGCAGAAAAUGGGACUUUUUUAACAAGUCUGGGUUAUUCGGUCAUGUUUCACAUCGGUGCCUUCUGCGUGACCAUCAGCAUGGCCUUGAUAACGGGUCUUAUUACAGGUUUAAUCUUAAACCUCAAACUGUUCAAGACCACCCCUGUAACAAAGUACUUUGAAGACCAGUUUUACUGGGAGUUUCCCCAUUUGGCCGUCGGAUUUUGAGUGGAGGAUCCCAGAUGACAGAUGUGACCAAGAUAAGCUUUUCCCGUUUGCCACUAGAGAAAACGAACAGCUGUGAUGGGUCGAAAGAGCACUUAAAGGUCAAUUCUCAGGCUCCAAAAAAGCCAACCCAAUGGACACUCACAAAAUUAGUAAU